AUGAGUGACGAUGAGCUUAGUGAUGAUAUGCAAGAGUUAAAUGAACUCAUUGCUGAAUAUCGUGAAAAGGAGCAAGAGGAAGAAACCAACGAACAAGAUGUCGACGAAGAGGAGGAGAAGUCCAAUCAAAACAGUGAAAAUAAAGACGGAAAGAACAAAAACAAUGUGGAAACAAGUGGACCUUUAGAGGUUCCCAUGGAUAAAGUUUUAUUUGGCGAUAAAGAUAAGCUAUUGAAGAAUCUUAAAAGGGCGGUGGGUCAGAAGGCCAAGGCAGAGGAGAGUGAUACACAAUCAGAAGGCGAUGAUGAAGGUGAUGACAAGGAGGACGAGAGUAGUACCGGCAAAAAGAAAAAACGUAAACCAGUAUGGGUUGAUGAAGACGAUGAAGCUAUACAAUUGGGUGACGUGAAAAAGGAAACCAAACACACUGGUCCCUUGGAUCAUUUGAAGCUGGAUAAGACAUAUAAGGAACAUUUGACUGCACGCUUUACCCGUAUUGUCAACCAACCGAAAUGGGCAAAUUUGGAUGAAAAAGAUAAAGCCAAACACUCGGAUGAUGAGGGAGAUGAUGAUGAUCUACUGAGGACAGUGGGUUUUCUCAAUAAACCACCAGAAGGCAUUUUACCGGAUAAACAUAUAAGUGCCAAAAGGAUGAAAGAUGUUAAUCGUGCCACCUAUGCUGAGGGUAACGUAAAUAGUAUACAAUUUCAUCCGACCAGUACGGCCGCCUUGGUGGCAGGUGAUAAGGGUAUAGCUUCCAUUUAUGCCAUCGAUGGUACACAAAAUGAUAAGCUCCAUAAUAUUCACAUACCCAAUUUCCCCAUUAAGUGUGCCCGUCUGUUACCCUGCGGCACAAAGGCUGUGUUCGGUUCAACGUUGCACUAUGCCUAUUUAUAUGACCUAAUGACUGCAAAGGAGACCCGCUAUAGUCUGCGUAAGAAUAGUGGAAAUCUGAAUAAUUUUACAAUAUCUCCUUGCGGUCGUUAUUUGGUAUCGGCCGGACGUUGUGGUGAAAUCCACAUACAAGAAGCCAAAACCUUUGAAAUUAUUGCUUCCCUGAAACAAAACGAUAAUGUUGCUUCCAUUUGUUUCACGAACGAUUCACAGAGACUGAUUGUGAGCAGUGAUUCGGCCAAUGUCUGUGUAUUUUCAAUGAGGCAACAGCGUUUGGAACAUCGAUUCCUCGAUGAUGGUUGUAUUGCCGGCAAGGCAAUGGAUUUGGCACCAAAUCAACGUCUCUUGGCCACCGGCAGUAUGGAAGGUGUUGUCAAUGUUUAUGAUUUUGAAAAUGUUAUGCAAACUCAGACACCGUUGCCCAUAAAAAGUUUUCUCAAUCUAACCACUGCUAUUAGCUGUGUUAAAUUCAAUCAUAGUUCGGAGUUAUUGGGAUUCGCUUCAAGUCGCGUUCCGAAUGCUUUGAAAUUGGCACAUUUCCCAUCCGGUACGGUAUAUGCUAAUUUCCCCGGGUUUAUGCCGAAAAUUGGUAAUGUUAGAUGUAUGGAAUUUUCACCACACUCUGCCUAUUUGGCGAUGGGUAAUAAUAAGGAGUGUCCUCUGUUUAGACUUAAGCAUUUUAAAAAUUAUUAG
This is a messenger RNA of Musca vetustissima, 1587 nucleotides long. RefSeq names its product U3 small nucleolar RNA-associated protein 18 homolog. Gene Ontology annotation, biological process: rRNA processing. Gene Ontology annotation, cellular component: Pwp2p-containing subcomplex of 90S preribosome; small-subunit processome. The coding region runs from base 1 to 1587 and encodes 528 amino acids. NCBI's taxonomy places the organism in Eukaryota, Metazoa, Arthropoda, Insecta, Diptera, Muscidae. The record is from RefSeq and is a predicted model, not a curated record. The transcript has a single exon. Gene Ontology annotation, molecular function: protein binding.